GCGGCGCGGCUUCGAAGUGAAGAAAAGUGAUUAUAGUACAUUGGCUAUAUUUAUGUUUUAAAACAGCUCUGCCGUGAGUCUCUGGAUAAUGGAUGAAAAAAUUAUUUGUCUUUGCGAGGGAAAUAAUUUAACUCCCUUGGUUCAGGCGCUAUCGACGCUGAAACAUCAAAAGGUUGUAGACUUAUUAGAAGCCAGAGUGUUGGAGGGAAGGGGUGAACCAGUUCCUUAUCUUCAAGCUGUAUUCAAAGGUUCACCAUGUGACACUAAAAUUGGUUUGGAAAGACGUACAUUUGUGUUCAAGCAUGCCAUUCAAAUACUCAGUGAAGGUGACCUUAGUAACAAGAUGGCCACUGAAAUUGUUGGAUUUUUACUAAUGGAGCUGGAUGCCUUUCCUGGAAAAAUUCUUGCUGAACUUGCUGAUUUAUUCAUAAAUGCUAUUAAGACUGGUUCCUUCAGUAAUGGAAAAACUUUGGAGCUAUUUCCAAAGGUGCUGUCUGCCGUUGCAGCUAAGGAUGUCAUUCCAAUGCCAGGAGAUUGUGGUGGUGAAAUGGCAGGUCAGGAAUAUAAAAGACAUCUUCUGAACACAUUGUGUUCUAGCAGAUGGGACCCACAAUGUGCUAUUCAUCUGGCUGCUGUUUUCAGGGAUGUGCCAAUGACAUCAGAUGAACUACAUUUUGUAAUGGAGAAGAUAGUGAGAGCCAUGAAAGACCUUGACCUUCAAGAAUUACCUCCAUUGGUGUAUCAGUUACUGCUACUUUCUACAAAGGGUCACAAAAAACUUCUUUUGGAAGGAGUAACAUCAUUUUUUAACAACUUAGAUGAAACAUGUCGCAAGGAGGACAAAGAGGAUAGCUCAGAGGUUCAGACAUUGUCUAAGGAUCAGCUGAGGCAUAUGGAAGGAACUGUGAUCCUUCAUAUUACAUUUGCUGUGAAACAGGAUCAAGACUUGGGAAAGGAGUUUAUCAAAUAUUUAAAGGUUCAUCAAAGCUCUUCAGGGAUGAUUUUGACACCUUUUAAUGUUGCAUUAGCUCUUUCCAUUGCACAGAUCCAUAGAUUUGAAGAAACGAUUUUUGACUUCCUGAAGGCUGCAGUGCUUAGAAGUUUCAAAGAUGAAGACAGAAGAAAGCAAUCCAAAUGGGCUAGAGAAAAUAUCCCAGCAUGCUCUUCAGUUCAGGAUCAAAUACUAGAAACAGUUCAGAACAGUUUGUUUGGAUGGGAUCAUGUCACUCAGGGAUUGGUGCAGCUGGGAUUUAUGCUAAUGGAUGCAUUUGGUCCUAAGACAUUCGACUCGACAUCAUCACCAAUCCUCUCUCCAACCCAACACUCCUGCAAGCUUGGAUCUUCAGUUCUGCUUGAUACUUUUAAGGCCCAUGAGAUGGUUCGUUCUGAAAUACUUCAGCAAAUCCUUAACAGAGUGAUUACCAGGGCAACAACACCUGUUCAUCAUUACAUUGAACUGUUGGCCAGCACAGUGUCUUCAGCACCACAUGUGCUACUAGAAUUAUUACCAAGGGUCAAGGAGGCUUUAGACUAUUUGUCAUUCUUACCUCCAAAGUCAGCAGAGGGUUUUUUGAAAGCUAUCCAGCCCCUUUUGAAGAUCAGUUUGACUUUGAGGGACUCUCUCAUGGUUGUGCUACGAAAAGCAAUGUUCUCAAGACAGGUGGAUGCACGUAAGAUUGCUGUAGCAGGAUUUCUCUUGAUCCUUAAAAAUUUUAAGAUUUUAGGGGGAGGUAUCACAUCAAGUCAGCCUGCAAGUCAGCCAAGUCAGCCAUCACAUUCCAGUCAAAUUCAAGUAGAUGUUCAUGUUCGGGGUGGUAACAUGGGAAAUGAAGCACUUUGUUUGGAGAUAUUAGGGAACCUACGAAGAUGUCUCACUCAGCAAGCUGAUGUAAGAGUGCAGCUUUAUGAGGGGCUCUUCCAUGUAUUAUGUAGGAACCCUCAGUUACAACAACCAAUUCUAGAUAUGUUAAGCAACCAGUUCCAAAAAUAUUUGGAGUCCGAUGAAACAGUUAAUCCUCCAGUCAAAUUAGAGCCUUGUUUAUCUGCUGCAGGGGAUCAGAUUUACCUUACAGAGCCACUGGCUCACCUACUGUGUUACUUACUGCACUCAAUGGGAAAAUGUAUUGAAAGUCACAAUGAGGAUGAAAAUGAUGAGAAGGAAUCAAUGGAACACAUCCUAAAUGAACUAGAGGAUUUAUUCCAAUCUCUUGUUCGCAGGAUGAACAAAUCAGAGAUGGAAGACUUUGAACUGGAUAAGUCUGCAGACUUUUCUCUUGUCUCAAGUGUUGGUAUCAAGAAUAACAUUCUCGCUCUUCUAGUUCUUGGAGUUUAUGAGAUUUUGCUAGAGUACAGUUUCUCAGAAGGAGAGCUAAGUGGGGAAUCAGUGGAUGAGAUUCUACAAUUAUUUGGAAAUUACCACCAGCUUUCAGAGAUACUAAAGGAAAAAUCAAACUCUGCUGGAAAGAAAGGCCGCUCUGCAGCUGUUAAACAGGGAGUUAAAAGUAUGCUUUCACUGGAAUGUUCUGCAUCUUUGUUGAGAGCAUUUUUCAGUGACAGAGCUCCAAGUCAUCAACAAAGUCUAGCUACGCUAAGAGGCUUGAAAGAACUGGUGAAGUAUGCUGUUAAUACAGCUAUUCAAAAACUCAAAGAGAUCAGUGAUGGUGGAUUUUGCUCAGGACCUGGUGGCUCUAACAAGGACACCAUUUACAAACACUGCUGUACCAUUGGAAGAGUUUUCUGGAAGCACCUUAAUGGGGACAGCUGCUUACAGGAAGAGCCAGAUAAGAAGGAGAAGGGUAAAAAAAUCAAUAGUUUGUGUAUAGAGGGCUUCUGCUCAGUGGUUAAUAUCAUGUGCUGCAGGUUUUCCCAAAAGUUGCCUCACUUCAUGAAUGCAAUAGAUUCAACUCAGGAUGGCAGUGGUGGUGCAUUAGAUGAUACAACAGAUCAAGAAGCAAUUUAUGUACAGAUAAAGAAAUUUCAGCGUUUGAUUGUCAGCAUCAUUUCCUCUCCUGAUGAGGACAAAGAAAUCAGUCUUAAGGAUAGUCAGUCACUAGUGAAUGUGAUUGCAAUGUUAGCACAUCAUUUGGAGCCAGAUGGACCACAGUUUCAUCAGUUGCAUGCCUGGGUUCAAAUGAUUUGUGCGGAUAAUAAUGUUGAUGAUCCCUCUCUCACUAAGUCUUUGGUGUCCCUGUUACACUCCAUAACAUUCCAAUCGAAAGCAAGUGCAGGACUGGUGCGUGAUGUUGCCCAAGAUGUCCAUAGCCAGCUUGGAGAUGUAGAUGAAGAAAUUGAAGUUGAAAACAGAACUCACUAUGCGAUUAUUAACCCAAGAACUGCUGCACCUACCGUUGCUCUCCUUUUGGUAAAUCAAAUAGAAAAAAUUGUAGACGAAAUGGACUGGGCACUUGUAAAGGUCAAAGGUGACAUGACAGCAUCAGCAGCAGGACUGACGGAAGAAAAGGUGCCAGAUUCUCCCGACAGUUGCCCUCGUGGUAUGUUGGAGCAAGCAUUGUGCCAACGUCUUUGUACUGUUGUGUCUGCUCUCCACGAACUGUCACAGUCUGCUCUUCCAGAAGGUCCAUGUACUGAAGCAACACUGAAGGUGCUGACCAAAAUGUAUGUCACUCUUGGUUCUCUUACGAAACAUUAUUUGUCGCUUUAUAAUCAAAGACUCGGUUACUUGCCUGCAAAGUUUGAAAAGUUGGUUAAAAUGACGGGCACCCACUUGUCGCAGCAGGUGUAUGCUCUUCUGACGUAUAUCCAAGCCACACAAAGUCAAACUCUUUUGGAGAAGAGCACCAUUACAAAAAGUAAAAGCAAAGAGAAGAAAAAGGCACCCAAAGGACUGAAUAUGCCAGGGAAGGCAAAAGUUAUGAAAGAGAUGAAGUCUGUGCCGAACUUAAUAUAUGCAAUGGAACAGUAUGAGCGUUACCUAAUACAGCUCUCAAAAAAGUCUAAGAUCAAUCUGAUGGAACACUUUAAACGCAGUUUGGCACGAGACUUUAGAAUAAAUGGUGCAACAUUAGAAGCUGCUCUGAAAGAAGAUUCAAGCAGUGAAGGUGAAGAUGACGAGGGCGAGGAAGAGGAUCAAGAAGAGGAUAAAUCUGAAGAAGAAAAUAAAGAACCUCAAGCGAAAAAGAAGAAAGUGAUGGAAACAAAUAAGAAAACGGGCAAACUAAGUUUAAAACAGAAAUCAUCAAACAAGCCAUUGUCUCAAGAGAACAAACAUAAUUAAACACCACUCUUACAUGCAACUGGAUAAGUGACAAAUAGGUGAUCUUACGCUGCCUAAAUCUAAAUAAGUGUUUGGACACAAUUAUACUGUAUUUUCUGCAAUUAUUUUGGUAGAAAAUUGUUUCUCUUUCCAACGCAGCAUCCGUCCCUUUUGAAACAGCUUGGGCGCUAUCAGUAAUCCUUAUUAUUUCUUAUGAAACAACAUUUGGAAAUGUACAACCCAAUGAAUAACUUACACAUGGGCCAUUCCUCUUUGGGGGUUUGCUUAUUAUUGCUGGAGAACUUACGUAGUUUGAAAAGAUUCACUGUUGACUCGAGUAAACCAAGUCGGCCACCUGUGUAGUCUGUUGCAGCCAAAAUUUCCGAGACUGAAUUGACAGAGUCCCUUGUCCCAUCUGAUAGGUCUACCCAUCUGAUGAACUAAGGCCACAGCUGUAACUGCAAGCUGCUGUGGAAGCCUGUACAUUUUUAUUUUAAUUUUCAUAUAUAUCAAGGGGUUUGAUCCCCAUAUGAGGAAAAAAAGGGUUGUACCAUUCAAACUCUUAGUCCACAGUUUAUUUUGUUCCUUGCAACAAUUACUGAAGAGACGUUACAAAUAAUAAGCCAAACUGUUAACUACCUUUUUGAAAAGAUUGAAAGAAAAUGAAAAUCACAAUAGGCGUUGCAUAUUUUAUAUUUGCGUGUUUGACCUCUACAUCCAUGUCUAUUGUGUUUUGUUUCUUAUUUGUCCCAAAGAAGUUAGGAGGGAUAGUUGAAACAGGACUUUUAAUCCACUUUACU
Messenger RNA from Pocillopora verrucosa, 5013 nucleotides. RefSeq names its product Fanconi anemia group I protein. Lineage: Eukaryota; Metazoa; Cnidaria; Anthozoa; Scleractinia; Pocilloporidae. Gene Ontology annotation, biological process: DNA repair. Gene Ontology annotation, molecular function: DNA polymerase binding. The record is from RefSeq and is a predicted model, not a curated record.